This is a messenger RNA of Eimeria mitis, 771 nucleotides long. RefSeq lists its product as uncharacterized. The transcript has a single exon. The record is from RefSeq and is a predicted model, not a curated record. Bases 1 to 771 code for a protein of 256 amino acids. Lineage: Eukaryota; Apicomplexa; Conoidasida; Eucoccidiorida; Eimeriidae.
AUGUUGCGUUCCCUUGCGUUUGCUGCUGCUGCAGCGUACCUGACCAUCUCGCAACCAGAGCUCACGAUUGCUGCCGACCACCAUCACCAGGGAAUUUCAUCCCCUCCCCCUUACGGGCAUGGAGUUGCAGGUGGUGAAGGUGGUAAAUCGCAACAGCACUUUCAACCAGAACGGGUGAAAGGAGCCCUGGUUCCAAUCGCUAAAGGGUCUAUGCUAGUGUUUCUCUCAUUGCUGUCUAUGGGGUUGAUACGGCUGCUGGGGGGUGUUAAUCGUCUUUCGUCCUUCCUCACUAGCUCCAAAGGAAGUAAAACGUCGGCCAAACGUGGAUGGGAGAGGCCUGAGGGGGUUCCGACUGGUGGCGCUUCCAGUGGAGCCGCAGGGGGGUCUUCUCACCGUCCGCGGCUUGGGGAUGGCACCAGAAGAAUUCCUGAUGGUAUCGGCAAAGGGUGUGCACCACCGCCAGAAGGCGUAAUAAUUUACCAUGCUCCCAAUCCAGCGCAUGCUCUGGGACCAGAAGAGGUGGCUGCAAAAAUCAAGCACUUUGAGCAGCUGCUUCAGUACGCUAAGGAGUGCGAGUUAUACGGAUCUGACAGUACAGACCUUUCCCUUGGGCAUCGGUUGCGUACGCUAAUCCUCUUCGACAGAGAGACCAGAUGCGCUGGAUUUAGCGCUGAUGUUCCUCUAGAACAGAUUGCGAAGUUCAAGGAGCUCUUUGCAGAGAAUGAAGCUACUAUCAGACGCCAUUUUAAGUGGGUUUACAUCUGCACAUGA